Arachis stenosperma is the source of this 1560-nucleotide messenger RNA. Its product is annotated as GRF1-interacting factor 3. NCBI's taxonomy places the organism in Eukaryota, Viridiplantae, Streptophyta, Magnoliopsida, Fabales, Fabaceae. The record is from RefSeq and is a predicted model, not a curated record. Bases 526 to 1188 code for a protein of 220 amino acids. Gene Ontology annotation, biological process: leaf development; positive regulation of transcription by RNA polymerase II; cell population proliferation. The transcript has 5 exons. Gene Ontology annotation, cellular component: nucleus. Gene Ontology annotation, molecular function: transcription coactivator activity.
CCUAAUUUCUCACUCUCUCUGUCGUUAUUCCCUCACAAUUCAAACUCUCUCACUUCCUCACCCACAUAUACUGAUAUAUACUGUCAAGUCACCGGCCACCGCCACCCUCACAACAACACAGCCGCAAGCUUCGCCAUCUUCACAACCGCGAGAUCGCAUCUCCUUUUCCCACUCGUCACCGCCUCCAGCAGGUCUUCCAGCUGCCUUCUCAGCCUCAUCGUCGGCGCAUCAUUUUCUCCGCGUCAACGUCGCCGCAUAAUCGUCGCCGCCUCCAGCAGUCUCCGUUUCCCAUCGUCGCCGCCCCUGCUCCGCGACUGCUCCUUCACGUCGCCGAUCUUGUUGCCGCCGCCGACUGCUCCUCUCGCCGCUGCUACUCAGCACCUUCACGCCGCCGAGCUCUUGUCGCCGCCGCCGUCCACCUCCUCCAUUGCAAUUAUCGUCUUUUCUGACAAGGGCUUUGCGUUUAGGGUUCUUAACAGUUGAUUUGUUUUUAGGGUGUUUUUUGGGCGUUAUUACUUUGAGAAGAUGCAGCAGACACCCCCAAUGAUGCCGAUGAUGCCUUCCUUCCCACCUGCAAACAUUACCACUGAGCAGAUUCAGAAGUAUCUUGAUGACAACAAGAAGCUGAUUCUGGCAAUUUUGGACAAUCAAAAUCUUGGAAAACUUGCUGAAUGUGCCCAGUACCAAGCUCAGCUUCAAAAGAAUUUAAUGUAUUUAGCUGCAAUUGCUGAUGCCCAGCCACAAACACCAGCUAUGCCUGCACAGAUGCCCCCACACCCUAUGAUGCAACCAGGAGGAUACUAUAUGCAACACCCUCAGGCUGCAGCGAUGGCUCAGCAACAAGGGUUCUUUGCUCAAAAGAUGCCAAUGCAAUAUGGUAACCCACAUCAAAUGCAGGAUCCGCAGCAGCAGCAUUUGCACCAGCAGGCCAUCCAGGGCCAAAUGGGACUGAGACCUGGAGGGAUAAAUAACGGCAUGCAUCCACUGCAUGGCGAGGCUGGUCUUGGAGGUGGCAGCAGUGGUGGCCAACCUUCAACUGCAGGUCCAAAUGAUGCACGUGGUGGAAGCAAGCAAGAUGCCCUGGAAGCUGGGACAGCAGGUGGAGAUGGCCAGGGCAAUUCGGCUGCUGCUCAUAACAGUGGUGAUGGUGAAUCACCCUAUCUGAAGGGAUCAGAAGAAGCCAAGUGACAUGUUUUUAUGUAGCUUUCUUAAGAUACAUCUGAUUGUUGAUAUUAGGUUUCUCUUAUAAAGGUAGGAUCUUAUGACCUUUAAUAGGUCAAAGCAAAGAACAAAUAGCUUCUCCUUUCUAGGUAGUUCAGGAGAUGUGGUCGUGUUGUUAGGGUCUUGGCAUGCAUCUGGGUUCUAGAAUUAAAUCAAUGUAGUUACAAGGGGAAGUGAUGAAAUUGUGUUUUUAAGACCAUCUCCAAUGUGAAAUUCCGAAGUUGGAUCCCACUUUUGACCCCCUCUAGAGACCAUGAAAAGUAACUGGGAUUUAAAUUAGGGUGGUUGUUCCCGUACCUAACGUGGAUCAGUAAAAAGUUAAGAGUGCCUUUUAAGCUA